ACAGUUGCUGCAGCUGCUGCACGAAUGCGCUAUAGCUGUUGCACGGAGUGGGAUUUUGAUCUGGAUCGCAGCAGUGUAGCCGCUGCUGCGAUACCGUUUGAAACAACCCAUUGUGCAUUUGAGAAUUUUGAAGUGGAAAGGAGUAUACCAAAACCUCUAGAAAUGAAAAUGAAGCGCAUGUUGGCUUCUGCCAUAGAAGAGAAAACAAGUGAUAGCCUUGGCAGUGUUUCUUGUGGAAGAGACGCUCUUGAAGAGUUCUCACCAAAUUUUGCAAACCAGACAAAACCGGAUCUGCUCGCGGAUGCAUUGGGAAGCGUUUCGCAGUCUGAUCGUAAUCGUGCUUAUUCUCUUUCCACGGAUGAUGAGUUCUGUAUGGUAGACGAGGAUGUAAUUGGCAGCGGCAUCACUAAUUCCACUGGUGAGCCUAACAUAAAGUACAUUGGCUCUCAAUCAAACAAGUUUCCGUGGAACAAUGGUGUAAGCGUUGAUCUUCAUCACUUCCGCGUUCCAAAUGAUUGGCGUGGUGAUGGUUUGGCUGCUUUACCAGCUGAUUUUCCAUCACCCAUGAUAAGGCAAGCAGAUUUCGUUAUGACGUUUUGA
Messenger RNA from Cylicostephanus goldi, 600 nucleotides. Lineage: Eukaryota; Metazoa; Nematoda; Chromadorea; Rhabditida; Strongylidae. The record is from the annotation of a GenBank genome assembly.